Leptomonas pyrrhocoris is the source of this 2718-nucleotide messenger RNA. Its product is annotated as putative dolichyl-P-Man:GDP-ManGlcNAc2-PP-dolichyl beta-14-mannosyltransferase. Gene Ontology annotation, molecular function: mannosyltransferase activity. The coding region runs from base 1 to 2718 and encodes 905 amino acids. Lineage: Eukaryota; Euglenozoa; Kinetoplastea; Trypanosomatida; Trypanosomatidae. The record is from RefSeq and is a predicted model, not a curated record. Gene Ontology annotation, cellular component: endoplasmic reticulum. The transcript has a single exon.
AUGUUCCAAUAUGAAGAUUUAAUGUGGCUGAUCAGCUUCCCGCUGGUGUGUGCCGUCAUGCUGUGGUUCUCCCUCGAUCUCGCGGUGCUCGUGCGCGUGGGCGGCGGCCGUCGUCGUCGCAGCAACGCCCGUCGCGCGAUUGAGCGUUUGAUCAUGAGCAGCCCGGUGUGCGCCCCAACGUCGGUCGAGUCGUCACGCUCGUCACCAGCGACGCCGACUGGCGCAUCAACCGAGCCCGUAGCACAACGCGGCAGCGCGGCAGCUUCUCUGCCGGAGCGAGAGGCGAGCAACAACAAUAACAGUAGUAGCAGCGCAGAAGGUGAGUAUUCAACGCGGCAGAACGCGACAACACUCCCUUCUUCCUCCUCCACCCCAUACGCGCAUCGACAGCCGCAGCGCUAUCAGAAAGUGCGACUCGUGACUGUGCCAGCAGCGCUGCGUAUCGCAACUCGUGCUGUGGUGCGCCGCGCCGUUGUUAUGGUGGGCGGCGACUUCGCUCGAUCACCGCGCAUGCAGUACCACGCCGCCAGCCUGGCCCGCAGCGGCCUCUUUGACGAAGUUUUGCUUGUCGGGUUAGACUGUGGCAAUCAGCUGAGCGAAGACCUGCUGAUGAGCGGCGAGCCGCAGCCGGAGCGCUUCGUGACCCGUGAGGGGACAACGAAGAACGGCAUGGAGCACGCCGUCUACGAUGUACAGGCGCGAGUCUGCUCACCUGCGGUCCACGCCGGCCACGGCUGUAUCAUCUCCACGCGCUACCUAACGCGUCCGCCGUCGCCGCCCGAGUGGUUCCAGGCGGUCUUUCCAUUGCGCUCUCUGCACUGGGCUGUGUGCACCCUCUACCGGUUUGUGGCACUCACGCUGCUGUUUGGCGUGCAGAUGGCACGGGUGACCGCGAUGCGCAUCAGCGGGCACGGCCAACUGUUCGUGACGGACCUCAUCAUGAUUCAAACCCCGCCAGCCGUUCCCUUUGUGCCGUUGGUGAAGUACGUGGUCUGCCCCUUUGCGUUUCUGUACAACAUGUUGCUGUACUACGGUGUGGUGGUGCCGGCUGCGUGGAUGCACCCGGAUGCGAUGCGUGAUAUGCGGCGCGAGUGCCGGCUGCAGUCACAUCGUUUUCGCGCACAAGCAGAGGAAACCCACGUCGACGGUGCGGAUGAUGCUGGUCGGGGAGCAGAGCCCCGCGCUGUGGUGCCCCGGCCCUCGCGCAUUCGGCCGUGGGUCUUCUACCCCGCUAUUGUGGUGGACUGGCACAAUUACGGCUACACGAUCCUGGAGCAGAACGGGCGACCCACCGCGGCGGUAGAGCUGUACAAGCUGUUCGAAGUGCACCUCUGCGCCGGCGACGUGAACGUGACGGUGAGUCGAGCCAUGCGGCAUUCUCUUGAGUGCUUCUACCCCUGGCUGAAGUCCCGGGCAGCUGCGGCGUCUCCGCUAUCCUCGCUUGCGGCUCGGUCUUACCAAUUUGUCAGGGGAAAGCCGCACAAGGCAGCAGUGGAGAGCACAACCACAGCAGCAGCAGCAGCAUCGUUGUCAUCGUCAUCGUCAUUGUCGUUAUCAACGAGUGCGGUGACGGUGCUCUAUGACGUCGCCCCGUCCUUCUUCCGGCCAGUCUCACGUCGACGCUGCGUCCGCGACGUGCUCGAUCGGCUGUUGCGGCGCCACGCUACCUCUCCCAGCACCCCUGCGGCUGCCAGCAGCAGCAACAACGGCACGAGUGCAGUGGCUGCCGGGUCCUACACGUUGGUGAGUGCAUCGGAGUUGGAAAACAUGGGCUGGGGCAUCGCAGGGCCGCCGCCGUGGGUGUACGCGGAGGCGGCAGCGGAAUCGCCAUCUUCGUCGCAUGAAUCACCCUCUUCACCGUUGUCGCCGUCUGCCGUUUUCGGCCCGUCCACUGCCGGUGCUGCUGCCCCUCGCAAAGGAAUUGUUAUGGUCGGCUCGACGAGUUGGACCGAGGAAGACGACUACUCCGUGCUCAUCCGCGCCCUUCGACGACUGGAUCACCGCCUGAACCACGCCGUAGGCACCUACUGCAGCACCAACGGCAACAGUACCAAUGGCAGCAGCAGCUUUGCUCAGUGCAACGCGGCCCCGCUGGACUUGUGGGUGCUGAUCACCGGCAAAGGCCCCGCAAGGAGGCGGUUUGAAGAGGCGGUUCGAGCAGCGAAGCUGUCGGCGCACGUCGUGGUGAGCACCUACUACGCCCAGUCGUAUAAAGAGUACAGCGUGCUUGUGGGCGCCGCGGAUGUGGGCUUCUGCCUGCAUCUCUCUUCCAGCGGCCUGGACUUACCCAUGAAGGGGGUAGACAUGGUCGGCGCGGGUUUGCCGGUGAUUGCACUACAGUACCCCGCGAUAGAGGAGCUCAUGGGUGGCGUCACACGGGUUCUGGUGCAGACACGCGCGGCUGGCAGUAGCAGCAGUGCGGCCCGCCACGGCGUGAGCGUGCCCGCCGCGUUGGUUGAGUGCGAGCGGGGGUGGGUAUUCCGCGGCGACGUCGAUUUGGAGGCGCUGCUCUCCAGCUUUGUAGGGCUUCCGGGUGGUGAGAGAACAGGAAGUUUGAUGGACGGGGGCGGGGGCCGCGGCGGCAGCGACUCGGUGGCCUUGACGCCAACUCCUCUAAGUGUCAUGAAGCGUAAGGCGUUGGAGGCUCGUCUGCACGCUCCCACGUGGGCUGACAACUGGACACGGGUGCUUCUGCCGGUGCUGCAGCAGGUGGUGUGA